Molecule: messenger RNA, 1714 nt
Organism: Spirometra erinaceieuropaei
Lineage: Eukaryota; Metazoa; Platyhelminthes; Cestoda; Diphyllobothriidea; Diphyllobothriidae
Source: the annotation of a GenBank genome assembly
AUGCUCCUCAACCGCCUGAAUAAUCACCUAGAACAGGGUAAUCUGCCGCAAAGCCAGUGCGGCUUCCAUCGUCAUCGCCGGACCACGGAUAUGAUCUUCGCCGCCAGUCAACUUCAGGAGAAGUGCCAGGAGAUGCGGACCCACCUGUACUGUACUUUCGUGGACCUGACGAAAGCCUUCCACACGGUGAAUCAUGAAGGACUGUGGAAGAUCAUGCAGAAAUUCGGCUGUCCCGAACAAUUCAUUGAGAUGGUGCGUCAACUGCAUGACGGCAUGAUGACGCGAGUCACGGACAACGGAGAUGUCUCAGAGACAUUCGCUGUGACCAACGGAGUGAGGCAGGGAUGCGUGCUGGCGCCUACCCUCUUCAGUCUUAUGUUUUCUGCCAUGCUGAUGAACGCCCCGGGAUCCGCAUCGCCUAAAGGACGGACGGCCACCUGCACAAUCAACGGCGGAUGUACUUCCGAUCGCGCGUAUCCACAACCACCGUUCACGAACGUCUCUCCGCUGACGACUACGCCCUCAACAUCACCUUGGAAGAAGACAUGCAAAGAGGCAUGGACUUCUACUCCGCCGCCUGCCAGGACUUCGGUCUGGUCAUCAACACAGAGAAGACGGUGGUCGUGCAUCAACCGGCACCCAACGCAGUCCCUCCCCACAAUGCGCCCCAGAUCCGAGUGAACGGAACCAAAAUGCAAAUAAUGGACAACUUACCCGUACCUGGGCAGUAACCUCUCCCGCGGCACCAAAAUCGACGACGAAGUUGCCCGCAGGAUUUCGAAAGCCAGUCAAGCCUUCGGUCGCCUUCAAAACACAGUUUGGAUUCGUCACGGUCUCCAGCUUAGCAUUAAACUGACGAUGUACAAGGCCAUCAUCCUCCCGACGCUGCUGUAUGGACCAGAGACUUGGACGGCGUACACGAAGCAGACACGUCGAUUGAACCACUUCCGCCUCAGCUGCCUUCGCCGAAUACUGAACUGAGGUGGCAGGACCAAAUCCCUAACACUCAUGUAACGGCACGGACGAGGAUCCUCAGCAAAUACACAAUGCUGAGGCAACUACAAGUGCUUUGGAGCGGCCAUCUCGUGCGAAUGCUCGACCAGAGGCUUCCCCAACGACUCUGUUAUGGAGACGCCGCCAAACAGACCAAACUCUUCGAUACAAGGACACUCUGACGUCUUCCAUGAAACGUCUACAAAUGAAUCCGGCCACCUGGGAAGACCUGGCCCGGGACCGACCGACCUUGGGAAGGACGGUGAAGACAGACGCUGCGAUCUACGAAGCCAACCGCAUCGCCGCCGCCAAAGCCAAACACAAAGCACGAAAAUCACAGCGGCGCCCACCCCGCGAUGCCAACUAACAACCGCCUCCAACGUGUCUUCGGUGUCGACGGACAUUCCGGGCACGAAUUGGACGUUUUGAACACCUUCGGAUCAACUGCAUCACUCGGACCGCAUCAACCGUCGUCCCUCCGUCCAAUUCUUCCUUUGCCUCUCCGCCGACAGUUAACUCGGGCCUCUUGGCGGAACCACCACUUCUAUCCUCCUCCUCCUCCUCCUUCUCCUCCUUCUCCUCCUCCUCCUCCUCUUUCUCUUCCUCAUCGUCAUCCUCCGCUUCCCCAACGGCUACCGUUGUGAAGGCUGUCACGCACAACAACGUUGCACACAAUCCUGACACAACAACAAACACCAACACUACAACCUCCGACAGCUGA